Myxocyprinus asiaticus (Chinese sucker) is the source of this 1970-nucleotide messenger RNA. Its product is annotated as short/branched chain specific acyl-CoA dehydrogenase, mitochondrial-like. The transcript has 11 exons. The record is from RefSeq and is a predicted model, not a curated record. Lineage: Eukaryota; Metazoa; Chordata; Actinopteri; Cypriniformes; Catostomidae. The coding region runs from base 27 to 1307 and encodes 426 amino acids. Gene Ontology annotation, molecular function: flavin adenine dinucleotide binding; acyl-CoA dehydrogenase activity. Gene Ontology annotation, cellular component: mitochondrion.
ACUUUUCAUGGUGACGCAGAGCCGGAAUGGCGGCGCCUUUGUUCAGAAUGUUACGACAGGUGUCUCGUUCACAUGCUGCUGUGAGACUCUUGUGCUCGCGUGCAGCGAGUGCAGAAACUGCAGUUCAUCAGGACGCAAUCAGAGCGGCGACGUUUCCUCCGCUGCAGAGUUACUCUGAGGAAGAGACUAUGAUGAGAGACGCAGUGAAGAAAUUCGCUCAGGAACGCAUCGCUCCGUUUGUGUCAAAGAUGGAUGAGAACUCUGCGAUGGACGCAGAAGUGAUCCGGUCUCUGUUUGAGCAGGGAUUGAUGGGGAUCGAGAUCGGAGCAGAAUACGGAGGAACCGGUUCCACGUUCUUCUCUUCCAUCCUGGUGAUCGAGGAGCUGGCGAAGGUGGACCCGUCUGUGUCCGUUCUGUGUGACAUUCAGAACACCCUGAUAAACACCCUACUGAUCAAGCUGGGCACAGACGAGCAGAAAGAGCGAUACCUCACCCGCCUCGCCAGCGAUAUGAUCGGCAGUUUCUGUUUGUCAGAGGCGGAGUCGGGCAGCGAUGCAUUCUCUCUGAAGACCAAAGCAGAGAAACAGAAAGAUUAUUACAUCAUCAACGGCUCCAAGAUGUGGAUCAGUAACGCAGAACACGCUGGAGUGUUUCUGGUCAUGGCAAACGCAGAUCCCGCUGCUGGUUACAGGGGCAUCAGCUGCUUCCUUGUGGACAGAGACACUGAUGGGCUUCAUAUCGGGAAGAAGGAAAAUAAAUUGGGUCUGCGAGCGUCAUCCACAUGCCCUCUGACCUUUGACAACGUGAAGGUCCAUGAGAAGAACAUUCUGGGGAAAAUCGGUCACGGUUAUAAAUACGCCAUCGGAAUGCUGAAUGAGGGCCGGAUCGGUAUCGCUGCACAGAUGCUCGGUUUGGCUCAAGGCUGUUUCGAUCACACAGUUCCGUACACCAGACAGAGGAUUCAGUUCGGCAAACGAAUCUUUGACUUCCAGGGAAUGCAGCAUCAGAUCGCUCAUGUGGCCACUCAGCUGGAAGCCGCCAGACUGUUGACCUAUAACGCGGCUCGUUUGAAGGAGGCGGGACGUCCGUUCAUCAAAGAGGCCUGUAUGGCCAAAUAUUUCGCCGCUGAGGUUGCGUCUCUGACCACGUCAAAAUGCAUCGAGUGGAUGGGCGGCGUGGGCUUCACUAAAGACUAUCCCAUCGAGAAAUAUUACCGAGACUGUAAAAUAGGAACGAUUUAUGAGGGAACGACAAACAUUCAGCUGAGCACCAUGGCAAAGUUUAUUGAUCAAGAAUAUGACGGAUAAAUCCAACAUGAAGCAUCUGUGUGUGAAAUACAGUCGACAAGUUCAUAAAACUACAAAUAUAUAUAAACUAUAUGAGAGAUUUGAUGUAUUUAAAUGUUUUCUGAACACAAGAAUGUUCCUGAAUCUAAACACUCCUCUAAACCUGAAACUAAAUGAAUUAUUGAAUGAAGUUGGUGGAGAUUCAUGUGUUGAUCACUUUCACCUUUCAGAACUCUUGAGCUGUAUCUAGAAAUGAUCAUUCCUGUAGUUAUUAUUUUUUAAGGAAUCCCAACUGAAGGUUAGCACAAGGUUGAGCUCUUACUAAACGAAUUUCCACUCUUGUAGAAAUCACACACGACUCAUAAUGAUGGAAAGAUGAUCGUUUUGUGUUUUACUCUUUAAUAUAUUUGCUCUGGUCAAAACUGUUACAUAGAAGCCCAUAAUGGUGCAUGAAAUAAUCAUUAAACUUGAUUUAUAAUCAUAUUAAAAUGUUGUUGUUUGAGCUGGUGCCUUAUUGAUAAUUGAGAUUUCUUUGAAAUGAAUAAGAACAUGUGUGUGUGUGUGUGUGUGUGUGUGUGUGUGUGUGUGUGUGUGUGAAAGUGAUGGACUCUUUUAUCUCAGUCGUGUGUUUCAUGUUUGUUUGUUUCUAAAGCUGAGAUUAAUUUAAAUAAACAUGAGCAAACA